GUUUUCUAGGAUUGGCUGGUUAUUAUCGUCGAUUUGUGGGGGAUUUCUCUAGAAUUGUUCUGCCAAUGACCCGUCUGAUCAGGAAAGACACCAAAUUUGAGUGGACUCUAGAGUGUGAAAAGAGCUUUUUGACCCUUAAAGAGAAACUAGUCACUGCUCCUAUACUCCCACUUCCCAUCAAUGGGGAAGGAUUCACUAUAUACAGUGAUGCCUCUAAAAAGAGUUUGGGAUGUGUAUUGAUGGAGAAAGAUAAGGUUAUUGCAUAUGCUUCAUGGCAGUUAAAGCCUUAUGAAGAAAAUUACCCUACCCAUGAUCUGGAGUUGGCAGAGCUUAACAUGAGGCAGAGGCGAUGGUUAGAACUUUUGAAAGAUUAUGACUUGACCAUUAGCUACCAUCCAGGCAAAGCCAACAAAGUAGCAGAUGCGUUGAGUAAGAAGUCCUCUGGCAUUGCCUCUAGCAUCCUUACCACCAAGAAAGAGUUACUUGAGGAUCUUGUGAAACUAGAUGUGGAGUUGAGAGUGGAUAGUACUACAGCUUAUCUAGUUGCUCUCAGUGCACAACCGGCAUUAAUUGAUAGAAUUAAAACUGGCACAUCCAUUAAGAAGCUUGCCAAUAUGUACGUGAAUGAGAUAGUCAGGCUGCAUGGAGUCCCUGUGUCUAUUGUGUCAAAUAGAGAUAUAAGAUUCUUAGCUCAUUUUUGGACAAGCUUGCAGCAAGCACUCGGUACUCAAUUAAAUUUCAGCACAGCCUUCCAUCCUCAAACUGACGGGCAAUCUGAGAGAACUAUUCAGAUACUUGAGGACAUGUUGAGGGCUUGCGUUUUAGAUUGGAAGGGUUCAUGGGAUCAGCACUUAUCCAUGGCUAAAUUUACCUAUAAUAAUAGUUACCAGUCCAGCAUCCGCAUGGCACUGUUUGAGGCUUUGUAUGGUCGAAGGUGUAGAUCACUUAUUUGUUGGGCAAAGAGUAGGCAGAAAAGUUAUGCGGAUAGAAGGAGACGAGACCUUGAGUUUGAAGUCGGUGACCAUGUAUUUUUGAAGGUGUCACCCACUCCAGAAGUUGGAAUCCAAGAUGAGGCAGGAACAUCUGCACCUCUUCCAAGAUUGAGCCACGCAUUUCUGCUCUUCUUCUUUUCCCCUGUAGCUGAACAACAAGCCCAAGCCACCAACAACACCCACCCUCUUGAGGAACGGUAAAAGCUUGAUUUUUCCCUUCUUUUCUUGUUCAAGAACAAGAUUUAGAACUUAGAAAUCUUCCCCCUAUAGAAAAAUUUUAGAUCUGCUUUGUUCCUUCCCCUCUGUCCACUGCUCUUGGCUGUGUGGGUGUGAAUUUUUCAGGUUUCUGGUAAGGAAACAACCACUAAUUCCUCUUUUCUCCCUUGAUUUGGCUUGGGUUUACUCUAAUUUCUUUUGGUUUCUCCCAAUUUCUAGUAGAUCCCCUAAAUUCUUCUUCAAUUUCUGUCGGCUUCCCCAACCUGUCAGCUCCGAUUUUGCUUGCUAAAUUUUCUAGUAUGUGAUAGCUCCCUCUAAGUCCAAAAUUACCCAUUAGUUGCUAAGUUUAUCCAUUAAUUGCCGCCCUUGUGUUGUCUGAAUUUCUACUGAAAUAGGGGAUGAAUUCCGAUAGCAAUUAGAACAAAAUUUAAGUUUAAUUCAUGUAGAAUUUAUGUGAUUGGGUAUUAAUUGACUACUGUGAGGUUCUUGAUUAUUCUGUCACCCUAGCACUUGGAGUGAGUUUUCUGUAUUAUGCGAUUGAGGAAGUGAGACCCGAAGCCACGGUUAACUAGGGGGAGUGACGUGCUAGAAGGCUAGUCAAUAUUGUGGACUUCGAUCCUUUUUGGACUUAGGCCGUCAGCCACACAUGCUUGAAAUAGAUGUGAAAUGAUAAAUCAUUUUUUUGUAUAUUGAGUUUCCCUUGGUUAUAGCCAUGAUUGUCUUAUAAACUUUUUUACAUCUU
Molecule: messenger RNA, 1950 nt
Organism: Rubroshorea leprosula
Lineage: Eukaryota; Viridiplantae; Streptophyta; Magnoliopsida; Malvales; Dipterocarpaceae
Source: the annotation of a GenBank genome assembly